UCACGGGGUCAGUGAAGCAGCAGUGCCUGCAGGCGUCCAGUAGCGGGCCGAUGUGUGUGCCGCCCUGGCCCAGUCAGGCGGCGGCACAGUCGAGGAGGAGGGCUGCGAGGCAGCGAGAAGCCAGACUUGCUUGAGCCUUCGAAGUGAGAACACUCCAUCAAGAUGCUGUGGCGCGAGGCUGUUGUGGUGUUGGCGGCCUUGGUGGCGACUCAGGGACAAGUCUCCUACGAUGACGCCCAGCCCGCGGUUGUCGUGGCGGCGCCCUCCCACGUCCCUGCCCCCGCUCCAUCAUUCGUGGUUCCCUCCCCGUCCUUCGUGAUUCCCGCUCCCGCCCCUGCCCCCGCCCCGUCCUUCGUGUUCCCUGCCCCCGCCCCUCAGCCCGCCGUGGUCGUGCAGCCACCUCCCUCUGCCGGCCUGUCCUUUGUGCCGCCGCCCCAGCGCUCGCUGCUCCCUGUCACGCAACCCGCCUCCCCACAGUUCGGCAUCCCGCAAGGCGUGCUGCCGCCGCUGCCUCAGUGCCCCAGCACCUACUCCCUGGUGCACGUGGCGUACCAAGGCAGCCUGUACCACUUAUCGUGGUGCUUCCAGUCCGGCCACCGCUUCACCCACCAGCAGGCGGCAGACUACUGCAACAGCCUCAACCACUUCAGCCAGCCCUACCACUUCCAGGUGCUCAGGAUUGAUGACACCACCGAGGUCUCCUUCAUCCACUACUUGCUGAGUUACUAUGCCCACGCUGCAGUAUGGACCAGAGACACCACCACCACCGCGCCCUACAGCAUCCGCCGCUUCAUCAACAGGUCCGGCGUGAACCAGCCUGGCCACGAUUGUCUGUCCGUAGAGGCCGCGCUGCUCGCCCUUCACAGCAUCUGGGUGCACGAGAACACAUGCUCGGACGCCAAGCUGGUGGUCUGCGAGGCGCGAUACUAGCUGCCUGUGCACUGCGGAGUUGUCCACUGCUUUGUGUAACUGUCGGUUGUAAUAAAGACUGAAGCGAUGGAGCG
Molecule: messenger RNA, 1004 nt
Organism: Portunus trituberculatus (swimming crab)
Lineage: Eukaryota; Metazoa; Arthropoda; Malacostraca; Decapoda; Portunidae
Exons: 5
Coding region: 163-930 (255 amino acids)
Source: RefSeq, a predicted model, not a curated record